AUGUUUGCAUGUGUACAGUACACAGAACAUAAGGAGCGGGCAGCGCUGCCUGUGGCUCUUAUCAGAGAUUUCGAGCGACAAAGCACAACUGACUUCAAAAAGGACGACGUUGUCAUGGCGUAUUGGGCGGACGAAGAUGGAAGAGGCGAGAACUUUUACCCGGCCAACGUCACUGCACUCGCGGACACCCUUGAGGACCUUCUGUGCAAAUUGAAGAACGCGCGACACUCAUUUCCCAGAGUGAUAUUGGGAAAGCUGCACAAAGGCAACUUGGCUGAUGAAGGGCUCUCCAAGAGAGAAGAGAGGAAAAGGAAGCGAGAAGCUGCCAGGAAGGAACUUGGCAACAUACUUAAGGCAUUCAAGCAGUCGGAGAACUCGGAACUGUUUCAAGACUUUGAAGAUGAGAGCAAAGAAUCUGUUGAAAAUCACACUAAAAGCAAGAAAGAUAAAGGAGCUUCCCAUGAAAUUGAGUGGAAGAAUAUGGAAGCAAGAAUUGAGGACCUUGAAAAAGAACUACAAAAUAUAGAAGCUGAGAAAGAGGAGCUUGCUCGGCUGUUGGAAGAGGAGCGAGAGAGGUCAAGAAGGCUGACGGAUGCCCUCCUCAACAAGAUUGAAAUUGCUCCCACUGCCAAGACUGCCACAAUCGCAAAAGAGGUUGUUCAUGAAAUCUUGGUGCCAGAUGUAUCCCCAGUGUUCUAUGAUUUCCGUGGCACGGGUUUUGUGCCGCCUCCUGCAAGAGCUGGCAACGUGCUGAGUGACCAGGCUGACAGGGACCGGCACGCCUCAGAUGGCUGUGGUCCACCGCAGUCAUACGAAGUGUUGGCGGAGGGUUCAGUGGAAG
Dermacentor andersoni is the source of this 841-nucleotide messenger RNA. RefSeq lists its product as uncharacterized. The record is from RefSeq and is a predicted model, not a curated record. Lineage: Eukaryota; Metazoa; Arthropoda; Arachnida; Ixodida; Ixodidae.